CGCAGGGGAAGCCGGUGGGCACGGAGCGGUGUGGGUAAUUAAUUGACGUAAAAUGGCGCUGUCUCAAGGAACAAAGAAGAAAGUUUGCUAUUAUUACGAUGGUGACGUGGGGAACUACUACUAUGGCCAGGGCCAUCCCAUGAAACCCCAUAGGAUCCGCAUGACACACAACCUCCUCCUAAACUAUGGACUGUACAGGAAAAUGGAGAUCUAUAGACCACACAAAGCCAAUGGUGAGGAAAUGACAAAGUAUCACAGUGAUGACUACAUCAAGUUCCUGAGGUCCAUCCGACCAGACAAUAUGUCUGAGUACAGCAAACAGAUGCAAAGAUUCAAUGUAGGAGAGGACUGUCCUGUUUUUGAUGGCUUGUUUGAGUUUUGCCAGCUCUCAACAGGUGGCUCUGUCGCUGGGGCAGUGAAGCUGAACAAGCAGCAGACAGACAUUGCCAUCAACUGGGCUGGCGGGCUCCACCACGCCAAGAAGUCUGAGGCCUCCGGCUUCUGCUAUGUCAAUGACAUUGUCCUGGCCAUCCUUGAACUGCUCAAGUACCAUCAGAGGGUGUUGUACAUAGACAUUGACAUCCACCAUGGUGAUGGAGUGGAGGAGGCCUUCUACACCACAGACAGAGUCAUGACUGUGUCCUUCCACAAGUAUGGAGAAUACUUCCCUGGCACUGGAGACUUGAGGGACAUUGGCGCGGGAAAAGGCAAGUACUAUGCAGUAAACUACCCGUUGAGGGAUGGCAUUGAUGAUGAGUCCUAUGAAGCCAUCUUUAAGCCUAUAAUGGCUAAAGUGAUGGAGAUGUACCAACCUAGUGCUGUGGUUCUCCAAUGUGGAGCUGACUCUCUCUCUGGAGACAGACUGGGAUGCUUUAAUCUAACCAUCAAAGGCCAUGCCAAAUGUGUGGAGUACAUGAAGAGCUUUAACCUGCCCCUACUGAUGUUGGGUGGAGGAGGCUACACCAUUCGCAACGUUGCCCGCUGCUGGACCUACGAGACAGCUGUGGCCUUGGACUGUUCUAUCCCCAAUGAGUUGCCCUACAAUGACUACUUUGAGUACUUUGGACCAGACUUCAAGCUGCACAUCAGCCCAUCCAACAUGACCAACCAGAACACAAAUGAGUACCUGGAGAAGAUCAAGCAACGUCUGUUUGAGAACCUGCGCAUGCUUCCCCAUGCCCCCGGGGUCCAGAUGCAGGCAAUCCCCGAGGAUGCCCCACAUCCAGACAGCGGGGAUGAAGAAGAGGAAGACCCUGACAAGCGUGUUUCUAUCCGUGCCCAUGACAAGAGGAUAGCAUGUGAGGAGGAGUUCUCAGACUCUGAAGAUGAGGCAGAGGGGCAGGGAGGAGGCCGACGUAAUGCAGCGAACCACAAAAAGGCUAAACGAGUGAAAAAAGAGGAAGAGAAGGAAGCCGAGGAAAAGAAAGAAGUGAAAGAGGAAGAAAAAGAAGAUGAGAAGAUGGACACAUCAGGACCAAAAGAAGAAGUAAAAACAACUUGAAGUCUAGUGGGGGAAAAAAAUGGAUGUUUCCACAAUUGUUCACGACCUCCACUGACUCCUAUAUUCUUGUAUUGCGAUGAUGAAAGGACUGCUUUUUCUACUCAAGUUUUAUCAUUGUGUUCUUUCUGACAAACCUGGCUCUUUUAGUAUUUUAGCUUUUAUGCAUUUUCAAGUACCAGAUGGGUGGGCUUUGUCACAUAGGACAGACGGUGCAAUGGCAAAGUGUCGACUAGCACAACUGUACAUUUUGAAUAUUCCCAAAGCAUUGUCAAGUCCAAUUUUAUUGGUACAGCCCAACAUCACAAAUUUACCUCUUGACAAUAUGCCUUGUUUGAUUUAUCUGAAUUGUCCUGAUGUCGUAAUCCUCACCCACCAAGGGUUUCACGUAGACUGAAAAAAAAAACAAAUGCUGUAAUAAUUUAACUCGGGUUCGAGCCAGGUCUGCUGAUGAAGGGUUGCUAUUUGAUCACAGCUUUAAUUACAAAUCCCCCACAAUAGGCAAAACAGGAUUUGUGGCUCACUCAGAAUACCUGCAGAAAUAUAGUUGACUCACAAGUCUAGAACUCACAUGCAAAAAAGGCUUUUUAGUUUUUAAACAUUUAUUUAUAAUACUGUUAAGAUAACCAGCAUUAGACAAACAUGUUUGUCUUGUGUUACUUUAUCAGUAAAUGCAUGUUUAGAUUGUCAGCCUUUUGCGUGUGCGUUACCCUGCCUUCGUACAUGCAGGCAGCCCCUUGUCUGUUCAGUAAGUUAUUUUGAACCACGAAUACAUAUUCCUUUAGCCUGUCUUCACUAUAAAUAUCAGGUCAGUGUGCCCCCCCCCCCCCCCAUGUUUCUACUUGCAUUAUUUGUGUUAAGGUAUGAAUGUUUACACCUUCAGAGGAUGUUGAAAAUUUAAGUGAAUUGUUAAGAUUUUUUUUUUGUACUGUUAUACAUGCGGAGUGUUACAAACCCUCCACACAUCGUUGUUUGGA
Molecule: messenger RNA, 2475 nt
Organism: Lampris incognitus (smalleye Pacific opah)
Lineage: Eukaryota; Metazoa; Chordata; Actinopteri; Lampriformes; Lampridae
Gene: hdac1
Product: histone deacetylase 1
Exons: 12
Coding region: 53-1501 (482 amino acids)
Molecular function (GO): histone deacetylase activity
Source: RefSeq, a predicted model, not a curated record